Messenger RNA from Dovyalis caffra, 375 nucleotides. The record is from the annotation of a GenBank genome assembly. NCBI's taxonomy places the organism in Eukaryota, Viridiplantae, Streptophyta, Magnoliopsida, Malpighiales, Salicaceae.
AUGAAAGGAGUGUCCAGCCGCUCGACCAUAGAGCACUAUGAAAGCCUUGUUUCCAGCAAACCAAGAAGCAAUCAAGAUUCCACGCCAACAUACAGGGCUCAUAAUGCCUAUCCUUUGACGUCUGGUUUCAGGAAAAGCGCAAAUGAGAGGGCAUUGGAGUAUACAGAACCUGGGAAUCCAUCUUCGUUGAUGGCUCUACCAGAGUGGGACCAUUCUUCAUGGCCCGCGGCCUACGUGACUAAGGGGGAUCGUGACCCUCGCGUUUCGGGAAUAUACACCAAAGAUGAGAUCCUCGAGUUGGCGGCUGCCUGCCGAAAGAAGAAGAGGUCGCCAGGGGAGGGUAGUCAGACGGUCAUUCAAGAGCUGGGUCGUUGA